AUGGGAAACUGCGUCGCGCGUCCCUCUUCGCGCGGGGACGUCGUCCUCGUCGCCCCCGCGCGCGCGACGUCGCUCGCGCGCGACGCCGACGCCGACGCGCGCGCGGGUCGAAGCGCGAAGAAGAAGCGCGAGACGAUACCGCUGUCUCCCAUCGACAACGCGCUCGGCGUUCGAACGCUCGUCGUGCACUGGGCGUUCAUGUACCGCGGCCGUCUCCCCGCCGCGCGCGUGAAGGCGGCGCUCGCGGACGCGCUCGACUCCUACCCGAUACUCGCCGGCAGAGCGCGAAAGACGCGCGCGAGCCGAGGACGCGUCGCGCUCGAGCUCGAGGUCGUCCUCGACGACGCGGGCGUGCUGUUCGAGACGGCCACGGACGACGCGCUCGGUCUCGACGACCUCCGAGGGACGGAGAACGCGGGCGUCGUCCAGGGCAGAGACAACGAAACGCCGCCGACGUUCUUCGCGCGCGUGGAUUCGCGCCCCGAGCGCGGGAACCCGCUCAUGAGCGUGCGACUGACGACGCUCGGCGACGAGCGCCGCGGCGGCGGCUGCGUCCUCGGCGUUUCCUGGUCGCACGCCGUCGCGGACGGCGACGCGAUGAGCGCGUUCGUCGCCGUGUGGGCGGCGGCGUCGCGGCGGCUGCGGAACGUCUGCGACGCGCCGGCGACGGCGUACAUGCGACACGACCCGGCGAUCCUGGACUACGGCGUGGAGACGGCGGCGCCGUCGCUGCCGCCGAACCCGGAGCAUCCAGCGUUGUACACGGCGCCGUCGCACGACAGACUCGCGGUGCUGAGGACGUUUCCCGGCGUGUCUCUCCGCCCACCCCUCGCUUUCAAUCCCCGACCUCGACGCCAUUCAACUCCAACUGACGCCUUUGAACUCCACCCCGACAUUCGCUUGUAUGGAACGACCCUGAGGGACGCGCCCGAUAUCGGCGAGGCGCCGUUCCCGGAGCUGAGGCUCGAGGACGACCCGAGGCUCGCGUCGGGGUGCGCGGUCGCGAGGUCGCUCGCGGGGAUGGCGUACGACCUGAAGUUCGCGCGGCUGACGCAGCAGCUCGUGCACGUCACCGCCGACGAGAUCAAGUCGAUGAAGACGUUUCUCGCCGCGGAGACGCGACGAGCCGAGGCGGACGCGCCCGCGGACUCUGCUUCGGACUCUACUUCGCGCGCGUUCGUCACCGCGAACGACGCGAUCGCCGUGUUCUCGUGGACGCUCACGCGCGCGCUGAGGGACGACGAGGAGAAGCGAACGAAGAAGAAGCGAGGAAAGACGCGAGCAGCGCGCGACGGCGCGUUCGCGCUGCACGCGAUGAACCUCCGUGGGCAGGGCAUCCCGGGGCUGGGGAAGAACCUGUUCGGGAACGCGUCUAUCUUCGUCGCCGCGCGCAUGCCCCCGACGCGCGCGAACGCGGACGCGGACGCGAACGCGCCGGACGGCGGCGUCGUGGCGUCGUUCGAUCACGGCGCGAUGGCGCGAGCCGUCCGCGCCGCCGUCGUCGACGCCAAAUGCGUCGGCGACGUCGACGCGCAAGACGUCCGCCGCGCGCGCGUGCUCGCGCUGAGCAACGCGGGCGGCGGCGCGCACCUCAGAGCCGCGGUCGCCGCGGUCGAGCACGCCGACCUCAAGCACAGCUCAUGGACGCAGUUUCCGUUCUGGGACGUGCGUUUCGGCUCCGACGCGGGCGACCCGGCGUGGUUUUGGGGAUCGGUGUACCCGCAGUCGCCGUGGACGAGCUGCGUCGUCGCGGACGGGAAGAAGCGAUUGAACGACAAGCCGGACGCGGUCGGCGCGUACGUGUACGUCACGAUACCGAAGUCGUGCGAGGGGAUGCUCAAGGCGCGCGCGCGCGAGGUCAUCGCCGCGCUGAGCGGAGCUUGA
Messenger RNA from Micromonas pusilla CCMP1545, 1884 nucleotides. RefSeq lists its product as uncharacterized. The coding region runs from base 1 to 1884 and encodes 627 amino acids. Gene Ontology annotation, molecular function: acyltransferase activity, transferring groups other than amino-acyl groups. The transcript has 2 exons. The record is from RefSeq and is a predicted model, not a curated record. Lineage: Eukaryota; Viridiplantae; Chlorophyta; Mamiellophyceae; Mamiellales; Mamiellaceae.